Molecule: messenger RNA, 1522 nt
Organism: Sitophilus oryzae (rice weevil)
Lineage: Eukaryota; Metazoa; Arthropoda; Insecta; Coleoptera; Curculionidae
Product: prolactin regulatory element-binding protein
Exons: 7
Coding region: 162-1436 (424 amino acids)
Biological process (GO): protein secretion
Cellular component (GO): endoplasmic reticulum membrane
Molecular function (GO): protein binding; guanyl-nucleotide exchange factor activity; GTPase activator activity
Source: RefSeq, a predicted model, not a curated record
CGGGUAUAUUUUUUAAAUUGUGUCUUUGGUCUAUGUAAGUAGUCAUGGCCUUAGCUGUCACUGUCAAAAAAACGAACAAUUUUUCGAGGUCAAACAAAUUUUAAGGUUAUAUACGUGGAAGUUGUAUUGUUUUAUUGUUUAGAACAGUAAUUAGUAACAUAAUGGCACCUUAUAAAAGAAAUAUAGAUGAUGUUCUUGCUCGUAUUAAUUUUCCUCUUUUUACCGUCCAAAUGCUUACAAACAGACAUGUAUUAGUUGGUGGGGGCGGAGGCUCAGCAAAAACUGGUGUUGCGAAUGGAUUUGAAAUUUUUGAACUGUCGCAUGACGGAAACAAAUUCCAUGUCGAGGAAGUAACUAGACAUGAAACAGGUCCUAAUGUUGUUAUGAAUUGUGCAGUGGCUUUAAAAAAUAAUCAUACUUAUUUAGUUGCUGGUCAAGAGAGUCAUUGUCAAUUAUACAAUGUAAACUCUGAAUUGGUAGCUCAAGAAAACGGUGAUAUUGAAAACCUUGGAACUGACCACCAUACUAAUGGUAAACUGAGGCACAGAAAAUCAGCGCCUACCAGUAAAAAUAAUGACAUUAAUAAGAAUUUAAGGAAAAGGUUAAAAUUUAUUUUAAGUCCGUCAGAUAGUGUACAGACUGAUUUUAAUGAGCCUGAACCUUUAUGUAGAGUGGUAAGGGUACACCCAGAAGGGAAUCUAAUGGCUACAGGUGGAACAGAUGGCACUAUACAGAUGUGGAGAUUUCCAAGUCUUAAGCCUCUAACCAAAUUAAAAGGUCACACAAAAGAGAUAGAUGAUAUAGAUUUUAGUUUAUUCGACAAUUAUAUUAUAACAGUGGCAAAAGAUGGUCAAGCAAUUUUGUGGGACUGUGUUAGAGGAAAAGAAAUUAAAAAACUAACAUGGAAUCAACCGCAGGGUUCGAAAUAUCUAUAUAAAAGAUGCAGAUUUGGUAUCAUAGAAGGUGAAAAGAAGUGUGCACUUUAUAUGCUUUCCAAUCCAACCGGUGUUGCCAAAAAGCAAAAAUCUUUUUUGCAACAGUGGCAGCCCGAAGAAGAGACAAUUAAAAGAGUUGCAAUAUUUGAUGAAAGUAUUUCGGCCCUAGCAGUAAGAGAUGAUGGAAGAUUUGUAGCUGUGGGAACUAUGUUCAGUGGAUCAGUUUCGAUCCAUACAUCAUUUAAUUUACAGAUUGUUUUAAAGGUACCUGGAGCACAUGCCAUGUUUGUAACAGGUCUAGAGUUUUUACCGGUCUUGAAUCAGGAAAACCAAACUGUUUGUAGUGUAGCUGAAGCUGCAGUAUUAUCAAUUUCUGUUGAUAAUCAAGUUUGCAUACACACAUUGCCUUAUAGAAAAACUAUACCAUUGUGGCUGGCGAUAGUAAUAUUAAUGAUUACUUUAUUUUUAACUUUUUUGUUUUGUUCAUACAUAGGUCUGUAGAAGAUAUGGAUAUGCUAUAUUUAUAUAAAUACAUUUUUUUUGUACAAUGUAGUUUAAAUUUAUGUAUAAUUAAAUUAGUAAAAAUC